AUGAAAGGCGAGUUAAUUUGGAGCUCCCUUUGCUUAGUUAUUGACAAAGAUAUCAUCGAAGACACUGGGUUGGAUCCUCGCUUCAUUUUGAAUUAUCUUACACCGACCGUUGACCUUUGUCACCUAACCGGUAUCAGUCGCGAAGCCACCCAAGUCCAAUCCGAUUUGGACAUUGUGGCGCUUUAUGGCACGAUCAUCAAUCGAUCGCCAUGGGAAUCCAUUCACGCCAGGAAUGCCCUUACGGUGCUUCUCAAUACUCGUCACGAACUUGCGCCAUUAGAAAGCUCUGCACACAACUCGCUAGUCGCCGAGAUUGAGGCGGACAAGUUUUGGCCAAAUUUUACCUGGCAAUACGAGCCUUUCCCUACGGAUGACCCUACGUCGGCUGAGGACGUGUUCAUCCUUGUCAGAGGGUCAUUGCUUGAACGAGAAAAGUUCACGUCUGAGAUCCUCUCUGGCACUGAUCACAAGUCAGGCUUUUAUGAUAGAGCCAAGAAGAAAGAUAUACGAUACAAAGUUCCAGGAAAAGGUCGUGCGAUGGUUUUCCUCUCCACGUUUCUGGACGACCGCCCUGACAAAGUCGAGCAAUGGCUGACUCACACCUAA
Cyclocybe aegerita is the source of this 606-nucleotide messenger RNA. Lineage: Eukaryota; Fungi; Basidiomycota; Agaricomycetes; Agaricales; Hemipholiotaceae. The record is from the annotation of a GenBank genome assembly.